AUCUCGGGACGCGUCAGGACGGCGCACAAAUCCCAAAUCAUGCGAAGGUAAAUUUGGUGUCGCAGCAGGCAGGACCGGUUAUUGGCCCUCACGAGGGGCCACCUAUAGGGUUGCAGAACCCUCUUGGAAGCCCUUCGCGGAGACUAUCCAUGUUCGCCACGUCUGAAGACCCAGUCAAGGAGGUAGACAUGUCCACAAUGUAGUAACCUUGGUUUACAAGUGAAAUUUUGGUAUGGGUCUACCACGGCAUCGCACAUUAUUCUUUUCCCAUCCUCUCAUCUACUACUAUUUGAGGGAACAGUCUUUCAGUCCUGAGACAAUACUACUCGGUACAUUAGAAAACAUGUCGUCCGCCACCGCACCUCGCAAAGACUCAGCGCAGAGCUCCAAAGAGGGGCUCCAAAAGCGGACCCACGACCACGCUCCUCUCGAAACCUCUCCGCUAGCCAACUGCUCGGACGCAGACAUUGUGACGAACGACGAGCGCGCAAAAUCGCCAGACAUUAUGCGCGUCCUCUCGCCCAUGCGUCCACGCCGAACCCCCAAGCUCGUCAACGCGCCAGAAAUGAAAUGGCGUCUGCCGCCGCACCUGCAGCACAUGCCAUCACUCGACUCGCUCCUGAGCUCAGCCACGUCAGCAUCAGAACCGUCAACCGUUCGCAAAGUACCUGUUGCACCUCGUGACAUCGCACUGCCGGUCUCGAGCGCGAGCUCAAUCAUCACCACCCUGUCCGGCACGGUCGUGCAAGAUCCCCCUGUUCCAACAUCGCCAUCCCCGCCUCAGACCGAGGCCAGACUUACCAUCCUCACACGAAUCAAUGACAGGUACAACGAAGCUCGCGUAAACGAGCGUCCACGCAUCACCCCCCACAUGGGCGCGCAUCAACCGCAUUAUCUGUCGCCUGUGACCGAGGCUACUUCCUCACCCAGUAUCCGCUCUUCGAUUAUCGACCUCAUGAUCGAAGAAGUUGGCACAGCCGAGCGCCAUCCGCUGAGUGAUGUGCGAAGGCAGAACGUCCACGUCAUUGGCGCAAGUGAGAUCCAGGACGUGUUCGACAGACGUGGAUUGCGGGGCAAUGGUGAGAGGGAGGAACAGUAUAGCAUUAGCAUCAGGGAGGCGGAGUGCGGUGGGGAGUUUGUUGUUGGUGCAGAGGAGGCCGAUGGGAGGGUGAGUUUGAGGAGGGUGUAUGGCAGACUGAAGAAAAGUGUUAAGGGUACGGCGAGGAGGUUUGUGGAGGACGUGGCGAGAAACUGUGUUACUAGAGCUUUGGCGAGGGUGCUGUAGUUGGGUAGUGUUACACUGGGCACGAUAUAUCGGUGGUAGACCGAUAUUGUGGACGUGAACUCAUGGCCUUGAUCAGUUAUUCAGGGCAAGUGCGUAGAAAACCCGGGGGUUGGGGAGGCGCGGGAGAGUAAAAUUUCUAGGAGGAACUAAACGUAUAACAAA
Didymella exigua CBS 183.55 is the source of this 1447-nucleotide messenger RNA. RefSeq lists its product as uncharacterized. The coding region runs from base 233 to 1285 and encodes 350 amino acids. NCBI's taxonomy places the organism in Eukaryota, Fungi, Ascomycota, Dothideomycetes, Pleosporales, Didymellaceae. The record is from RefSeq and is a predicted model, not a curated record. The transcript has a single exon.